ACGUGUACGCUCUAAGGUCCAGGUGUCCAGCAGUCCAUGGAGAGUGACGGGAAGAGCGAAACCGGGCGUUCUGGAAUCUGUAAAUGCAGAUGACAGGUUUAUGUGGAAUUCGCCGUGGUUCUCACCUUCGCUGCGAAUCGGGUCCAGGUCCGUGAGUAGGUCGGAUUUUCUGCAGCACAGAGUUGCAAAUUUGACUGUGUUUGGGACAUUUGCAGAAACUCGGAGGGUUUUUCCGUGAUCAAUGACGCAAUUUCACCGACGAUUCGUCGAGUGAACGAUCAGGGGUUUAUAUCAAGUGGCAUUCUUGCCAUAAGUCAAGCUCGGGAUCGUGGACGGUCGAUCCUGCGGCGCACCUAGCGAGCAAGAAAGAGGGAGGUGAAAUCUGGCGGUGCGGCAAGAAGGAAAGUCGAAAGAUUUGGUCGGAGAGCGGCGAAAGGUGGAAGAGGAGGAGAUUGGGUGAUCAUGGCAGCGCGGUGUGUGAAGAAUCAACGAGGGCAAGUUUCACGACUGUGGCAGUCGAUCUGCUCCGUGGACGCUGCUGGUGGUGGUAGACCAAUCUCGACAUCGUCAGCUCGUCUGCAAGAGAUCCCUAAGUUGAAAGUCGAAGAAGCGGAGCCUGUAGACAUUCCCAAGCCCAAAAGUCGGACGAGAAUUCUGGUUUUGGGAGGGAACGGUUUCGUCGGUUCUCAUGUCUGCAAGGAAGCUCUUGACAGAGGUCUUCCCGUACUGAGUCUCAACAGAUCGGGCAGACCGUCAGUGACAGAGUCGUGGGUGAACGAUGUGGUAUGGGUUCGAGGAAGCUUGUUUGAAUCGGAGAAAUGGAAGGACCAGUUGAGCGAUGUCAGCGCAGUGGUUUCGUGCGUCGGAGGUUUUGGGUCCAAUGCUCAAAUGCGGAGAAUUAAUGGGGACGCUAACAUAGCUGCGAUCAACGUCGCUGCCGAGAAGGGUGUGAAGCGCUUUGUGUACAUAUCAGCCGCUGAUUUCGGACUUCCUUCGUUUGUUUUGAGAGGCUACUAUGAAGGCAAGAGAGCUGCGGAAGAUGCUCUGAGGGCGAAAUUUCCGUACGGUGGUGUCAUAUUGAGGCCAGGGUUCAUUCACGGAAAUCGCAGAGUUGGUAAUAUGAACAUACCCUUGAGCGCAAUCGGCAGCCCUCUGGAGCUCAUAUUGCGGAAUAUGAAGCCGGCCACUCAGAUUCCUGUGAUUGGUCCUCUUCUUACACCUCCAGUGAAGGUCACGGCAGUGGCUAAAGCAGCUGUAAGAGCUGCUAUCGACAACGCUGUGCCUCCCGGAAUGCUAGACGUUUGGGGUAUCUUGCGGCUUGGGGAUCCGAGGUGAUAACCAUUGCCUAGUGUUGUGUUUUUGUUAGUUAAAUUGUAUAGAUGGGAGUCAUUUUCGGAACACUGAACACUUCCCCAAGCUUCUUGCUCUCGCAGAUAUGCUGCAGAUUGCUGAAAGUGAUCCAGGUAGGAACUUAGCUUAAUCUAAGAGGACAAAAUGUCAUGAUGCCGAAGACAUUUUCGAGAGUGAUAUUUUUCUUACUUAUACAGAAUAGCAGCAUGAGAUCAACUACAAAGGUCUCUGCUUGAAAAACACAUGUAGAAAAUGUCCUUCGUAAAUCGAUCCGGGGUUAGUCUGAGAGUUUCACUUGAGCUUCCU
Molecule: messenger RNA, 1656 nt
Organism: Marchantia polymorpha subsp. ruderalis
Lineage: Eukaryota; Viridiplantae; Streptophyta; Marchantiopsida; Marchantiales; Marchantiaceae
Source: the annotation of a GenBank genome assembly